Molecule: messenger RNA, 5169 nt
Organism: Harpia harpyja (harpy eagle)
Lineage: Eukaryota; Metazoa; Chordata; Aves; Accipitriformes; Accipitridae
Gene: APOBEC1
Product: apolipoprotein B mRNA editing enzyme catalytic subunit 1
Exons: 4
Coding region: 1752-2363 (203 amino acids)
Biological process (GO): cytidine to uridine editing
Cellular component (GO): cytoplasm; nucleus
Molecular function (GO): RNA binding; cytidine deaminase activity; zinc ion binding
Source: RefSeq, a predicted model, not a curated record
UGCAUUUCUGGCCUUACUGAGUAUCAUGUCCAUGAUCUCAAAAACACAUUAGUCAAACACCUUUCAAAUUUUUUUCAAGAAGUGUCUGAGUUGAUCCCAUUCACUCUUCCUAAGUUAUGAACUAAUGCAACCACGAGGCAACAAUUCUGUGCUGUGAAGUGGGUGGUGACCUUGCAGCAGCAGCAGAAGAGGCCCUGAAGGCAGAUGCUGUGUUGGCACCGUGUUGCCCGAUAACCUGCCACGACCAGCCUUCUUCACAGAAGGUCCUGCCAGUGCCUGAAUCCCUUCUUCCUCUGUACUCCACCACUCAUGUUCACUUCUGUUUGUUCUGCCCUUGCAGGAAACUGAAUAUUUUUUGACAACAGAAUAUUGAGGGCUGGCCUCGGACAGUACAAAUAAAUCACUCCUUUAGCUUUACAAUCCCAAGUCAGACCUGGCAUUGAGGAUGGCAAUGGCUUUGUCCUCAGGGAGUGCACAUUACUGGACGAUGGCUCACCAGGGAUCCAUUUCUGCAGCUUGCAUCAGGUCACAAAAUAAUUGUGUCACAAAACCAGGGGAAACUGUAAGUGAUGGAGACUGACUCAGCAAAGUCCUCUCUAGCUAAGCCAUAUGAGGAAUUCUUUUGUAAUCCCUUUUGCUUUGCAAGCCAGUUUUGGGUGUGUCAGUCAGAGGAAAGCUUCUCACUAGCAACUAGCAUUGCUUCACUCGUUUUUCAGAUUAAAUGGGAAAUAUUUUUUGCUGCAUCUUGUGUGAAUUACAGAACAGAUCACAGGAAGGUGAUGCCCAGUUCAUAAUGCUGAGCAGAUUUCUCAGGGCACUGGAAAAAGCCUAUUGUUUUUACAUCAGGGAACUGAUCUGUCAUGACCAAUAGCUUCUGCAGAUACUCACCAGCUGGCUCAGGUCUUGCUGUCAGGAUGCUUCACAUGAGUACAGAGCUUUUCUCAGUUGUGAAGUUUCAUAAAUACCUGGGCGUUCCCCCACAACAAGCUGUCCACUGCCAUAGCUCUCUUGGAUGCUGUGCAGCUUGUUUAGAGUUAGCCUGAGAGUGUCUGCCCAGUUGCUGACCACAGCUGUAGAUGUGUCCUCACACACAUUGAGGGUCUGCCUUGCUUACGUUAGGACCCAGGUUCAGGGGUGGAUGAGUGGUCCUUGGAACUCCACAGAAUGGUCCCAUGAAGGGAAAUGGCAGUAACCAUCACCACCUGCUGGGGAUCCAUAAAAUCACAAGCUUUUGCAGAUGAUGUCUUCUGUUUCCCUCUCUCCACCGGGUUCUGCUCAACUUUCUGAUGAUAGCUGGGUGCCAGAAAAGUUAUCUGCCAUGCCACAGCUAUGUGACUUGAUGCCAUUUGUGUAGAUGCUUUUUCUCCCUUCGUGCACUGGGGUGACUAGAGAAGAUUUGCUUUUCUAUUCUGGGGCUAGGGGUAAUAAAGAGAUAAAAUUUCUGUUCUGCACUGCAAAAAAAGGGCUCACCUGUUAAUUCCAGCUUCUGGCAGGCAACCUUGUUUACACUCCCAGAUCUACUUCUGAAUGGGAGUCACCCUUUUUAGCAAUUUUUUGCUGCCAGGAACUUGCUUUCAGUUUCUCCGAGUGGGGUGGUUUAUGCACAUAAGAGCAAGUCACCAGGAGGAAAUAGUUGAGUAACGUUGCUACUGUCCAAACUUCAGUGUUUGGGAACAGAAACUGAAACAAAUGUAAGACUAAUAAAGAGACAUCCAUCGCUCAAGAGGCAACAGACAAAUCCAGAAAUAUCCAUGGCUGCUGUCGCUGAUAGAGAUGCUGCACCCAGAGAGAACAUCCAAGGGUGGAAGCUACAGCCAAAUGACUUCAAAAGAAAUUACUUGCCUGGCCAACAUCCAAAGGUGGUGUACAUGCUGUAUGAAAUCAGGUGGAGCAGAGGUACCAUCUGGAGGAACUGGUGCUCAAACAAUUCUACCCAACACGCUGAAGUCAACUUCUUGGAAAAUUGUUUCAAGGCCACGCCAUCUGUUUCUUGUUCCAUCACCUGGGUCCUAUCUACUACCCCCUGUGGGAAAUGCUCCAGAAGAAUUCUGGACUUCCUGAGGGUAUAUCCCAAUGUGACCUUGGAAAUAUACGCAGCCAAGCUGUUCAAGCACCUGGAUAUCCGUAACCGGCAAGGUCUCAGCGACCUGGCAAUGAAUGGAGUCAUUAUACGUAUCAUGAAUCUUUCAGAUUACAGUUACUGCUGGAAAAGAUUUGUUGCAUACCAACAUGGAGAAGAGGAUUAUUGGCCCUGGAGCUUCGCUUCAUACAUCUUUCUGAAUCAGACAGAGCUCUCUCAUAUCCUUUUGGUUAGUAGGCGCUUGACGAAAACACUGAGAGAGAAAAGUAAUGCAAAAUCCUAGGAAAAGGAGGUUUGGAAGAUCCUGGCAAUAGUGUUAGCAGAAACAAUAGUAGGAAAAAUAAGCACGGGCUUGAUGCUGCAUGAACAGAGGGCCAAGCGGGAAAGAGAUUGCCAAGGACUAUGAUCCUACAUUGUGCCUUUGUGGCCAGGAGUAGAGAAGAGAUUUAGCAAUACUCUCACUUUUUUUACUAAGGAAAUGGUAAACUAUUUCAAUCCUUUACAUGGAUCAGCUACAAGUUCAUUAGCUUGCAGCUUACUGGAGCUAUUUGAUCCCAAAAGCUCCUUCAGCUGUGUAAACAUGAUUCAAGUACACUUGUAUUGCCUCUCAGGACAAGGCCACUGAUUUUAGUUAAGUUCUGAGCAAGUUCAAAAGCCCAGAUGGGUGGAUUCACUUUCAGAAUCAGAGCUUACACAUAAGAGUAUCAUAUGAUUGAGAUCUGCGUUCCCUAUUUCUUGCAAUCCAUACAACUGCAAAAAGUUAUUUCUAUGGCCUGAUAUCCUACUAUACAAGAAAGAGAAGGUGGUCUACUGAACAGGAGAGAAGACCAGGACUGGAGUUAACUUCCUGGCUCAGCCACCCUUUGUGGAGCAAGCCAGUUCUUGAACUGGUCCCUAUAUGUAGAACAGGGGCUAGCAGAAUGGACAGCAGGAGAUAGAGGAAGGGAUGCACAGAACUACAUAAUACAGACAGGAACUUAAAAGUCUAGAAGGAGAAAAACUAACCUCUUUGUAGGAUGCUAUAAAUGCCUUGUUUCAUUUCUGACUGAGGAAAAGGUAUGCAUUAGCGUUCAUUUCAGUUCCAUCCACUCCAAACUUUACACAGGUCUUUUAAUACCUCAGGUUAGGUAUUAGGUAUACCUCAGGAAAGGACCUGACCUUUCUAAUUCUGUCUAAGUAAGAUAUUCAGGUGACAGGAUACACAGUCAGUGGCAUUAUCCCGCCAGUCAGCUGAUCUAACAAAGUAGUUAAUGCAAUGUAACUGUUUAGGAGAUAUUUUUCCCUUGGCUUUCAGCCUUCCGGAGUCUCCUAAUGUCUGAGAUGAUUAAAUAAUUUAGCAUCUUACGCACAAUCAAAUGCAUAGUGUGAUGCUUACCAGGGAGCUGAACAGAGCCGUCUGCUAAAUGCUUGUGAGUACUGACAAACUGCAGCUGACUCAGCACAGUUCCCUGGGCAGCAGGACAUGGCAAAUAUGCCCUUCAGGUCUUGGUUUUAGAGACAGCUAACAAAAACCUGUCCCUCCCUGUGCCGCUGGCAACCCUGUUGUUUACUGCAGAGUCCUGGUUCCUAGGAAGCUUGCACUGGGACACUCACGCUGAGAGUCAGGCACUUGCUCAACUGCUUUGCUGUCUCGGCGAAGCUCAAGCCACCCCUAAAAUGAAGGUGAAUAGGGCCCGUUAUCAGUCGUUCUGACUAACCACUAACCCCGCCCAGAAGGAAUGGGAAGGUCUAUGUGCUCAGCCCUUGUGAACACCCAGCCCCAUUGUACUAAUUACACAGGGGUGUAAUGAGGAGAGUGAGUUCCAGGCACAUGCUCCAGAGAAAUACAGACCGUUGCGUCAAGUCGUGCCCCCCGGCAUAAGAAAGACACUGAGGAACUGGAGAGGGUUUGGUGGAGUACCACUGCGAUGGUCAGGGGGCUGGAGCACUUGCCCAACGAGGAGAGGCCGAGGGAACUGGCUUUGUUAGACCUGAAGAAAAGAAGGCUAAGGGGGAUCUAGCUGAAGCGUCCCACUACAUAAAGGCAACAAAGACAGUCAGGCUCUCCUCAAAGCUGCACAGAGGGAAAAUGAGGCAACAGGCACAAGCUGCAACAGGGGAAAUUCCAACUGGAAAGAAGGAAGAAGUCUCCCCAACAGCGGUGCCGUACUGGAGCCGGUGCCCAGAGAUGCUGUCAGACCUCCAUCCCUGGAGAUGCUGAGAACUUUCCUCUAGAGCUGCCAGAUGUAGCUUUGGAGUUAGCCAUGCUGCAAACAUGUUGUUGGACUAGAGACCUCUAGACAGCCUUUCCAACCCCCAAAAUUCUGCCUUUCCACAGGAUCUAGCUCCACUUCCCCUGAAUUCAGCUACGCAAUCUGCCACCUUUUAAAUGCUUCUGUUUCUGAGUGGUCUGGCUUUCUAGGAGGGGUUUACAUGGCACGGUAAAUUCCGAGGUGCUAUUCUGUUGUCUGGAAAGCUGUGUCCCGAGGGAGAUUAUCUAACAUGCUGAAGGUGGAUCAGAGCGAUCUCUUGGACUAGAUGCUGUAUUUUGAAACUCUGGAUCAUGUUGAAGAGACAACUUAAGUUUUUAGCACCUAAUUUUUAAUAUUCAUGUUUCUUUCUUCCUGCUAGGGACUUCCUCCAUUGCUGGCAAACUGAAUACUAACAAGCAUCAGCAGCAUGUUUCAAGCUCACUUUGUGCAUCAUAGCACUAUUUACAAGACUGGAAAAGCCAGUCCCUGGCAGUCUUUUCUACUGCAGCCUUGAACUAUCAGCUUCAUACUGCUACCAGAGAAGGCUCUUAUCACUGGUUGGGCAUUGCUAAGUAUUGGACACAGCAGAAGCAGCACAUGAAAAACCAUCAAGAAGUUCGGAUGAUGCAGCCAGGCAGCCAGGACGCAGUGCUCUUGGUCUUUACAAGGCUUCCUGAGAGUCCAAUGGGGAUGGUGACCAUGCCCCAGGAUCAGGCCUUUCAUGUCUGCUGAUUCUGCAAUCAGAUUCUGUGAGUACCCUCUUGAGAGGCCCGUGAGUAACAUUUUUUGUGCUCUGAUCUGUUCCAAAGAAAUAAUCAGAGCAAUGCAUUCUGGUUUUGAGAAUUUCAUGAAGAUCAC